Molecule: messenger RNA, 505 nt
Organism: Oppiella nova
Lineage: Eukaryota; Metazoa; Arthropoda; Arachnida; Sarcoptiformes; Oppiidae
Source: the annotation of a GenBank genome assembly
UGUGAGCGCACGUUCACUCAGACCAGUUCACGCAACUAUCACGAGAAGACUUACCACCGAAUCGAUAAAUAUUCGCUGAAAUGCUAUUACAGUAACUGCGAGAAGUCGUUCGGCCGACAAAUCGAUCUGCAGAAACAUUUGGCCGUUCAUAACAACGCCGGCACUUCACUAGCCUUUAGCGCCAGUUCGCUGAUAGCGCCGGUAGUCUUGAACGAACACCAAUUUGUGAAACGGCAUACCACUCGUAGACUGAGGCGUGUGCCGCACAGGUCUGGCAAACACGGCUGUCCUCAUUGCGGCAAGACAUUCGCGCAUAAGGUUGCGCUCCGACAGCACGAAGUAAUUCAUGGGAACAAACAGUUUGUGUGCACUUACGCCGACUGUCAGUACGCCUCGUAUUGGAAGCAAAACCUGUCGCUUCAUCUGCGAAGACACCACAAUCAGCCGUAACACCAAUGAGACGAUUAUAACAGAGAUUUUUAAUAAUAAUAACUAAUUUAAAGCA